AUGUCACAAUCUAGCAGUAACUCACAGGAGGAUACGAGUGGUGGUCCGCCAACCGCGGCUGCCAAUUCUGGCAGCCACCCGGUUUAUCGUGGGGUGAGGCGUAGAAAAAGUAGUGGAAAGUGGGUAUCUGAAAUCCGGGAGCCGAGGACACCUAAUAGAAUAUGGCUUGGUUCUUAUCCUACCCCAGAAAUGGCUGCGGUGGCCUAUGAUGUGGCGGCGCUUGCUCUCAAAGGUAAAGAAGCUGAGCUUAACUUUCCAAACUCAGCUUCCUCUUUGCCUGUCCCGGCCUCCACCUCGCCGCAGGACAUUGCGGCAUCUGCUGCUAGUGCAGCCGCGGCAGCAGGUGCGGCGGCGGAUGCUAUUGGGAGUGUGGAAAAUCCAGCGCUGUCACCCGAAAAUUUGGAAGUAAAUGAGUUCAUCGACGAGGAUUUGAUCUUUGAUAUGCCUAAUGUUCUUAAGAACAUGGCUGAAGGAAUGCUUAUUAGCCCUCCGCGCCAUGACCUUGCUGGUGAAGACACACCUGCUGAUGAAAAUAUACAAGAUGACAAUUUGUGGAAUUAUCCCUAA
Molecule: messenger RNA, 567 nt
Organism: Fraxinus pennsylvanica
Lineage: Eukaryota; Viridiplantae; Streptophyta; Magnoliopsida; Lamiales; Oleaceae
Source: the annotation of a GenBank genome assembly